AUGGCGGCGGCGGCAGCGGCCGGCGGCGGCUCGGCGGCGCUGGGCGACGGCGGCGGCAUCGACUACUCGGUGCAUGAGGCGUGGAACGAGGCCACCAACGUCUACCUGCUGGUGGUGCUGGCCAGCCUCGCCCUCCUCGUCUACGCGCGGCGGAACAAGAGGAGGAUCAUGCGCAUCUUCACCCUGCCCCCGGCCGCCGAGACGCCGCCCGAGCCCAACUUCUACGACAGCAUGAAGAAAAUCCGCCUGCGGCAGCAGCUGGAGAUGUACUCCAUCGCAAGGAAGUAUGAACAGCAGCAGCAGCCACCAAAACAAGCUGAAAGCGUACAGCUCUCAGUGGAAUGAAGCCCAGAAUUGUAGGAACUCUGGAUACAUUUCCAGUGCUGAUGAUAAGAGUCAGCGUGGAGCUAUUUUCAGUGCCUCUUAAUUGAUACAUAGCUGAAGGCAAGGGAGAAAGGAAGGGGACUCUCCUAAAAACUUUGUUCUCAGUAGCUUUUCUCUGAGCCCCGUGAAGUAAACUGAGUGCCUGCUGAAACAUUCAGUAUGAAAGUACCCAACACAGGGUAGAGCUGCUCAGAGAAACCUCAGAGGGUAGAGAAGUGCAGCCUAACCAAUGUUUUAAAUUAUUUCUCUCUCUGCCGGCACCUUGGAAAUCAGCUCCUACCUUCUCUGGGAACGGCACCCUAGAGAAAGCAAGGCAGUACCUAUCUGCCUGGAAACCCUUUUGUUCCGUGAUCACACCUUGUUGAAUUUGCUGAAUGCGUUCAGUAAAUGCGAAUGAAGAUACUGUGGCCGUACUGCCCAGCGAAGGUGAACAGCUUUGAGAGCCUGGCGUCUCGUUGGCGGUAGUGUGGAAAGAUUCUGCGCUCUGUUUAUAUGGCGGUUGCGUAUGCAAUACCAUGAACCUUUCCUGGAGAAACUUUUGAGUACUGAGAAGGACACAGUGAACUGCAUGUCUAGAAGACACUUAAAGUCAAUACUAUAAUGUUAAUAGCAGUGGUGGUUAGCUUAAUUUAGUAAAAUUGCUUUAAAGAAUGGGAUUGUCUAUAAAAAUUUGCAUAAACGGAAAGAUCACGGCUUCUCCAGAAGAGCCAUCUCAUCCCAGUUACUUUUUUCUUUCUAGGUAAAUCACAAAAUCAGUUAAAGAAUACUGCAGAAAUUACUUCUUAAUAAAAGUGUCUGAUCAUGAAAACUA
Messenger RNA from Gavia stellata (red-throated loon), 1195 nucleotides. RefSeq names its product small integral membrane protein 19 (gene SMIM19). The transcript is spliced from 3 exons. The coding region runs from base 1 to 345 and encodes 114 amino acids. The record is from RefSeq and is a predicted model, not a curated record. Lineage: Eukaryota; Metazoa; Chordata; Aves; Gaviiformes; Gaviidae.